Molecule: messenger RNA, 587 nt
Organism: Stylophora pistillata
Lineage: Eukaryota; Metazoa; Cnidaria; Anthozoa; Scleractinia; Pocilloporidae
Product: Golgi-pH regulating cation channel
Biological process (GO): retrograde transport, endosome to Golgi
Cellular component (GO): membrane; Golgi apparatus
Source: RefSeq, a predicted model, not a curated record
AGUUGUUCGAAGAAAACAUGGCGGCAACCAAGAGAUAUUUUGGGAUUUUCCUUGAGUUAUUUUUCCUUCUUUCUGUUUGCUGUCUCCCUGAACCUGGUAAAAAGGUAUUAAAAUUUAAUAAGGAACAUCCGCAUGGUGGUUUUCCUAAAACAAUGAACAAGGGUUAUACUAUCGCAAUGAAAGGGCAAUGUUCAGGUUAUAAUGGGACAAUCCACAUUAAAUGGCGUUUAGCAGUUUCACAGUGUGCAGAGUGGUUUUCCUCUUUGAAGGAUAAUAGUGAUAAAUCAGAUGUGAACCAAGUCAGUUCUGUUUUCUCUCCAUCUUUGGCCAAUCACUCACUGAAUUGGGAAGGUGAUAUGGAUUGUAAAACUGUAUUACACUUUCCGGACAUAACCAAUAAGGUAAAGGAGCUGAUUACAUCUAGGCCUCCACCUACAGAAAGCAAUAAAGAGGAAAAGAAAACAGAGAAUGAAGAUGAAAAGAAAACCAAUGUGGUAAAUACAAUCGGUAGACAUUAUUUUUUUCACGUAUGUUGUGCACAUUAUUCUCAUGAUCCUAAUAUGAUUCAGCAGUAUUACUGUAAGUAA